AUAAAUGAUUAAAAAUGUACCGGUACCGUAAUAAAAAGAAGAAUUGUUUGCCACACCAUUUUAAUUAAAAUUUAACUGAUUAAAAUUGGUGUCAAAUGCCAAAUUGCUGAAUUGCCCAACAAAAGUUGAGUGAAUGAAGAGGUGGGCUAAACCGCUUCAUUCACCAAUGAAAUGCCAAAAUAUUGCCAAAUUGUAGUCCAGAUUAGGCUACAUCAAUUACAACAUUGCAGCAAUUAACCAUCGUUAUGAAAUUACAGAAUUAACGUUUUGUUGUUGUGUUCUCACAUCUGGACAUUGUUGACCAGUUAAUGCAGUGACAAUAUGAUCAAUAUUAUUUAGAUUUUGAUAUACGGUAACAUUCAAUCACAUUAGUUCAAUAUGGAAUCAAUGUUUCUUGUGAAGGAUUCUUCAAUUGUUGAAGAGAGAACUUUUUCAAAAGAAGAAAGUUUGCAAUCACUACCACUUCCCCAGCUGUAUGAAACACUGAAUAGAUAUUUAGACUCUUGCAAAGCAGUACUGACUGAGGAAGAGUUUGAUAGAACAAAACAAAUUGUGGAAAAAUUUCAACAGAAUGAAGGACCAAAACUUCAAGAAAUUCUCUCACAAAAAGCCAGUGUGGAGAAAAAUUGGCUUGAAGACUGGUGGCUAAAUGGCUAUUUAGAUUAUCGAGGACCACUUGGUGUCUUGAAUUUUGGAGCUUCUGCAACUUUGGAUUUUCUUCCCUCUGUUGAGAACUCGCAGCUCCACCGUGGUGCAAUGAUGCUUCAUUCCAUCAUGAACUUUUGGAAGCAUUUACGAAAUGAGACUGUCCAACAACUAAAGGAUAGAAAAGGAAACACACUUUCAAUGAACCAGUUCAGGUACAUUUUCAACACUUCAAGGAUAGCUUUGAAAGGUCGGGACAAGCUUGCUAAUUAUUUCAAAACUAAGUCUGAAGGAGAUUGCCCUUCUCAUAUCAUUAUUUUUCAUCACCAACAUGCCUAUAAACUGAAAACAAUUUCAGAAAAUGGUGAGAUCUAUACUCCUGGCCAAAUAUACAAAUUAUUUUUGGCCAUCAAAGAACAAAGUGGUGCUAAAGAGGGUGACGGUGUAUCUGCUAUGUCUGAGCUUGACAGAGAUUCAUGGGCUGAAGCCAGAGAAUAUUUAAGCCAACUUUCUCCAAGAAAUGCAAAAACUUUAGAAGAUAUUGAAAGUGCUAUCAUGACUAUCGCUUUGGUGGAUGAUAAAGUAAAGGAUGAUUCAGCCUUAAUGACCUUGGGCACCACAAAAGUAGCGGGUAAUCGAUGGGCUGACAAGUAUUUUAUGGCAAUUAGUUCAGAUGGUAGAUUCACAUGCAGUACUGAUCAUACUCCUUCCGAAGGAAUGACAUUCGUUACUCUCAUGAUGUAUAAUGAAGUCCUUCUUAGGGAAAGAUGGAAUAACGGACAGUGGGAAGAAAGUUGGAAUAAUGAAAGUCUACCUUUCAAUUCUAUCACCAAGCUAGAGUUUGAUUUGGAUGAAAAACUUCACAACUGGAUAGAGAAAGGAAGAAAAACAUUGGAAAAUUUCGGAAAAGAAUCAACAUUCCAUAUUUUUGAUUUCAAUGAUUUUGGAAAGGAUGAACUCAAGCAAUUACGUAUUCAUCCAUGUGCUUUUAAUCAAAUGUGUUUCCAACUGGCAUACAUUAGAAAACAUAGAAAACCUGGACCAACUUAUGAAACUGCAUCAACUAGAUCAUUCUAUCAUGGUCGAACUGAAACACUGAGGUCUUGCACACCAGAGGUUGUUGAGUUUUGUAACGCAGUUAUCAAUGAUUUGCCAAACAAGCAGAAGCUCCUAAUGAAAGCCUGUGAAAAAUAUAUGAAGUUAAUGUCAGAAUGUUCAGCUGGGCGAGGUGUUGAUCGUCAUAUGCUUGGAUUAGCUGCAAUAGCAAUGGAAAAAGGUACUCAACUUCCAGAGAUAUUCACAGACUCUGCAUUUAAGAAAAGUGGAGGAAAUAAUAACUUUGUGUUAUCUACUAGUCUAGCUGGAUACAGCGGUAAUAUGGGAGCCACUGUUCCUAUGGUAUCACACGGAUAUGGAAUAUUUUUCCGAGUACUGGACCACAGUAUGCAUUAUGCAGUAACAACAUACAAUCCUACUCCUGAUGUAUGUGCUUCAGAUAUGGAAACCUAUUUGAGAAAAGCAUUCCAAGAUGUUUGCAAUAUUGCUAAGGGACUUUCUUGUAAGUUGUAACGAAUACUUACAUAUUCAACAAACUAGAGUUAUUAAUAAUAAAUCAGCCUUUUUUACUAAUCCAACUUUUUUACUAAUCGUGACUUUUGAGUUUUUGCAGAAUCCAGUGUAAUUAGUUAAUAAAUACCCUUUUUACGUAUUCAAUUAUAUAUAUAUUACUUCAGUAACCAUUAUACUCUCAACCACAGUGUUAAGUAAUACCCUAAAUGCGGUUAUGAGAUUCAAAAUUCUUGUAUCGAACUCAUCAACAACCGGUUCUCUUAUUUCAAUAAACCUGCCGAACUUAUAGCUCUAUGAAUGUAUGUCUUAUUAGCUAAUGCAUGUUAUUAUGUAAGAUGCAUUAACAUGUCAAGCUUCAAAUAAAUCUAUUACAUUUCGAGACAACAUUCCUAAGUUAGUGCGAAUUUCCAAAAUCCCAUCACUGCGUAAAUGCAAUUGUAAUAGAUUUGUCUAUGUUGAAGGAAAUACUUCGAAUAUUGAUUUCAUACAUCAGAGUAAUUGUAAAAAAGAUAAUAUUUGGGAUAUGGUUUAGCCUGAAGAGAGGAAAGUUGAUAAGACGGCUUAAUCAUAUGGGAACCAAGGCCUUUCGUCUGUUUACCAGUUCAGGCCGGGUAUGGAAUUAGUUAGCCAGUUAUUUGUUUUCUAUUGCAUGGACUUAAGUAGACGAAGCAGUAACCAACCAGCGCUUACGUGAACCAGCCUACGGUUACGAGGAGUCCAGCGAUCCUCUCGCACAUAAUUAACCUCGCAUGGGAUUCAAACUUUUGGUAUUCAGAGGUGCCGUGACUAGGUCGUUUCUAACGCUUAGCACGAUGCGCCACACCGCUGAGUCAAGUGUUAAUAACAUUAAUACUGCUUAUUUUUGCCUUAGUAUGAAAAUUUGAAUAGUUGCCAAAUACUAUAAUUUUUCAAUUCACUUCUUUGUUACAUUUUUUUUGUAUUAUGUAAAAAUUUAUGUAUUUAUGUUAAGAAGAUUCUCUAAAGCUAUAUACCGACAACAGUUAUAUUUGUUUCUAUUCCUUCAUUUGGUUUAGGAAAGACUUUCCUCUUGAAAGAUCCCAUGGCAUCGGUAUUUAUGGAUUAUUUAGUGCAAUUUCUAAUUUUAAUACUCCGUGUUACUGCUUUGUUCAAUUGUCGUAGUAGUAGUAUGCAUUGUUUCCAAUCGCAAAAAAGAAUUUUUUUUGUUUUUUAAUUCUCAUUGCUUGCUGUGUAAUAGAUAAACUGAUCUCUAAUAUAUAAAUCAUAUUUUUGCUAAUGAUUUUAAUGAUGCUGAUUCUUUAGGAUUAAAUUAUAAUUUUGUAUCGAGUAAUUCAG
Molecule: messenger RNA, 3528 nt
Organism: Styela clava
Lineage: Eukaryota; Metazoa; Chordata; Ascidiacea; Stolidobranchia; Styelidae
Product: peroxisomal carnitine O-octanoyltransferase-like
Cellular component (GO): peroxisome
Molecular function (GO): carnitine O-octanoyltransferase activity
Source: RefSeq, a predicted model, not a curated record